Molecule: messenger RNA, 3036 nt
Organism: Pterocles gutturalis (yellow-throated sandgrouse)
Lineage: Eukaryota; Metazoa; Chordata; Aves; Pterocliformes; Pteroclidae
Gene: CCDC158
Product: coiled-coil domain containing 158
Exons: 20
Coding region: 1-3036 (1011 amino acids)
Source: RefSeq, a predicted model, not a curated record
AUGAGUAGUCCUGGCAAGGACCACGUGGAAGAUGUUGUGGAAGAAUACUUGCAGAAAGGUAGAGAUGUGCAGAAGAGACUGGAUGAAACCACUGAGCUACAUGAGCAACAGAAAAUCAAUUUAAGACUGAUCAUUGCUGAUUUGGAGACCAAACUGAUGGAAGUAAAACUGGAAAGAGAUGUGCUUCAGGAUACCAGACUAAAAGAAUCUCAGAGCCAAGAGAAUGUAAAAAUAGAACUAAAAAAUACUAUUCAAGAGCUUAAAGUUGCCAACCAGCUGCAGGAGGAGAUGCUGAAGGAGGCUGACAGCGAAACUGAGCAUCUGAAAAAGAUGGUCCACAGCCAGGAGGAGGUACUUCUGGAACUACAUGGCAUCCUAAUGGACUACAAAGACAGCACAGGCAAGAAACAUUAUGAGCAUGAGAAUAUGACUAGCCUCCACAUCCACAGCCUGAGCACAGCAUUUGCUGACAUCUUGCAAGAUUUAGACUCAGAGGUGUCAUACCUCAAAGAAAAGCUUGUCCUGGUGGAAGAAGAACUGGAGUCAUUGAAGAAAGAUUCGCAGACCCAAAGACAACUUCUGCUUCAGCAACAUCAAAAUAGGAUUGAGCAGCUAGUAAGUGAGCAUGAACAGGAGGUGGCAGCACUAGCUGGUAGAGCUCACAGUGCACACCGCUAUGCAAAUAGUACCCAAAGCCAGAUGCAGAUCAUUCAAGAACAAACAAGAAACCAAAAUUCAGUGCAUGCACAUCAAGUUAAACAUCUGGAAUCCACAAUUUCUCAGCUGCGUUCUGAAUUACGAGAAGCUAAGAGGAUGUAUGAAGACAAGGUCGAAGAUCUCGAGAAGCAGUUGCACAUAGCUCAUUCUGAGAUGGCAGAAGGUCAGACAGAACACCAUCAAUGCAGCCAAGAAUCUGUAAAGCUGGAAAACAAGAUUCAUCAAUUGUUGAGUGAACUUCAUAAAAAAGAGAUAGAACUAAACCUAGAAAAAGAGCAAAACAAGCGGUUUUGGGAUCGCAACAUGGACAACAGCAUCACCAUUGACUGUCUAAGGAGAGAACUAGACAACAAAAACAUGCAGUUGCAGCGCAUGGAAAACACAGUGAAGGAAAUGAGGACUGAAUGUUACGGACAAAUGGAGCGCCAGAUGGCUGUAAUUAAGGAAAAAAAUGAAAGCAUUGGAAGAAUCUCCUCUUUGACUGUCCAGCUGGAGUCGACCAAGGAAACACUCCGUAAAGUUAAACAAGAUCUCACAGCCAAAGAGGUGGAUUUGGAGACUGCUGAGAAAACAGUGUCAAAUCUGACAUCCUGUCUGCAGGAGAAGGAGAGUGCCCUUGAGGUUACCAAUAAGGAAAUCAAGAAGCUACAGUCAAAACUUGGCAGUAGGGUGCAGGAGCUCCAGCACCUAAAGAAUGAAGACGACUCUCUACGCACUGUGCAGUCAGAGUGUGAAACACUGAAACUGCAGGUGUUAGAGAAGGAAAGGAUUAUUGAGAUCUUCCAAAAGCAAAUUGAUACCAUGACCCAGAUUGUGGGCCAGCACAGUCGAACUGCUGGAGCAAUGGAAGUUGAGAAAUCUCAGCUUAUAAAAGAAAUAAAUGACUGGAAACUUGAAGUACGAGAACUUAAGAUUGCAAAGGAUGAGAAAGAAGCCGGAAUACAUGAAAUGGAGGCCAGACUGAGCGAGCUGGAACUGGAAAAGGUUAAACUGGUAAACACAUGCAGUGAGAGGCUCCAUGCACUUAAUGAUAUGAAACUGGAAAAAGACCAGCUGAUGAAUGAACUCCAAGCCAGUCAGAGCGAGCUAGCUGGCCUUGCAGAGGGAUUUCAAAAUUUGAAGAGAUAUUACCAGGAUAAAAUCAAGGAGAUGGAAAAUACAGCAAACAGACUGAAAAUGCAGUUGAAGUCUACUCAAGCUGAACUGGAACAGGCCAGGACAGCUCUGAAGACUACGAAGGGAUCUGAUGGCCAUGCUAUGAAAGUUGCAGUGGGAAUGCAGAAGCAGAUCACAGCCAAGAGAGGACAGAUAGAUGCGUUACAGAGCAAGAUUCAAUUCCUGGAAGAGGCAGUGACAAAUGCAGCUAAGGAGAAGCAUUACCUCAGAGAAGAAAAUAGUAAGCUAAGUCGAGAAUUGAGCUGUAUUACAGCAGAAAAUGCCAAGGUUGCUGCGGAACUGGAGAUCCUGAGAUCACAAGACAAACGUCUGAAAGAAAAAAUACCUAAGAUGGAGACAGCCCUUGAUAAGGCAUUGGUGCAAUUUGUGGAAUGUCAGUGCAUAAUCCAGUGUCAGGAGCAAGAAGCUAUGCGCUUCAGACUGCAGCACACUUUGGAUUUAAAAGAGCUGCAGGGCCCCGGAUAUUCCUCAUCUUUUGCUUCAGGCAAGCUGCGAAACACAGUGCCUCUUUCCCACCUGCACUCUGCUGUUGUGCCACCUUCCCUGAACUUGGCCAGCUGUACCCUUCACAUGCCUUCCAAGCCAGGCAUUUUGAAGGAGGAACCACUGCAGGAUCUAAAGAGGAUUCUUCAAGAAUUAACAAGCUCAGACAAUGUCGUUCCCUCUGUGGAUCUUGGCAAGAAAGACAGCAGUGGUGGUGGGAGAAAAUCAACUUUAGCAACCACAAGGAACACAGUGGAGACUGCAGCUAGAGACUCUGCUACUGAAAGCAUCGUGGAAAACGAUACUUUUGUCCGGGAUCCUUCAUGCUUACCUGCUGCAGAUCUUCAGUCCCUCAAUGUUACCCUCCCCUUUACAUCUCCCGGAGGUACAUCCAUCUUGUCAGAAGCGCCUCAUUGCACAUCCUCUCCGAAGAAGGUCUCACAGGAGAGAUACAGAGAAAGGUCUCCAGUCCACUCACUAUUGACUUCUCCACCCGAUGACCUUGCAGCUGGCCCCAGCACCUCACCAGAGCAUAGACCGUCCAUGAGGAGGUGUGGCUCUACAGAGGGUGCAGCUGUAGUGUCCCAGACAUCAAUGAUCAGAACUCAGGAAAUGAAGAUAGAGAAAGCAAAGGAAAAGGAGAAGAAGCUGUCAAAGUGA